AUGUUUAAUUUAAGAAUUCUAAAAGGUUUUAGUCAUACAAUUGAAUUGAGUUCUGAGCAUUAUCUAUAGAAGUAAAUUCAAUCAUGCCAUAACUAGAUAUCAAUCAAAUUUCAAGGACAUCUACAAAUUAUAAUAUCCCCCAAUCCCAGGACAUGCUACCAUUGAUGGAACAAAACAAUAUUCAUCAAAUAACAGUGAGAUUCCAACAUCUCAUUUCAGAACAAAUUAUAGAAACAACUUAGUAUUGUCCAGUCUUGGCAUCGGAUCAUAUUAAGGAGCUCCUGAUUAAAAUAAUGAUAUCAUGCUAUAUGGAUCUAUUAUUGAUAGUGUCUUAUCAGGGGGAAUAAAUGUGAUUGACACUGCAAUUAAUUAUAGAUACAUGAAAUCAGAAAGAGUGAUUGGAGCUGCAAUUAGAGCCUUGAAUAUCUCCAGAGAUUAAUUAUUUAUAUCAAGCAAGGGAGGCUAUAUUCCUGCUGAUGGAGAUAGAGGUAUUCAAGAGACAUAAAUGAUAAGAGAACUUAUCAAUAAAAAUCUUAUUACGUAAGAUGAUGUAGUUGGAGCAUGUCAUUGUAUGCAUCCUAAGUUUUUAGAAAUGUAAUUGGAAGUAAUUGAUAUGUUAAUUUUAGUAAACAUUGAAUCAUUUAGGGUUAGAAACAUUAGAUCUAUUGUAUUUACAUAAUGCUGCUGAGAGUCAAUUACCAUUUUUGGGAUAUGACAAAUUUUAUGAUAGAGUUGCCAAAGCCUUUGAAUAAUACGAAAAGAGCGUUUAGAAUGGUAAAAUUAAAAGAUAUGGAAUGGCUACAUGGGUUUGUUUUAGGGCUAGACCAGAUGAAGAUAGAAUUCAUGUUCCUUUAGAGAAGAUUGUCGAAAUUGCAGAAAAAGUAGGUGGAAAAGAUCAUCAUUUUGAAUAUGUUUAAAUGCCUAUCAAUGCUAUGAUGCCUGAAGCUUUUUCUUAAGAAUGGCAACCAUUUAAAGGGGAAAACACUUAAAUCUUAACUGUUGCAAGAUAAUUGAAAGUAAAUCUCGUCAUCUCAUCACCUUUGAUGGGUGGUACACUUAUGUAAGUUCCAUUGCCAUCAGAUAUAUUUAAAUGCUAAUUCUUAGGAGCAAAACACUUACAAUUUUUGAGAUCCAUUCCUGCUGAAUCAAUUAAAAGUAUAAAAACUUAUUCUAAUUUAAUAGCAAUUUUAAUAGGAUAAAAAGCCAAUCGUCAUACAAAGUAAAACUUAGAGGUCAUCAGAGUACCGCCCUUGACAGCAGAUGAAUUUUGGUCAUUCUUUUAACCAUUAAAAAGAAAAUAAGUCCCUGAUGAUGAACUUGAUAUGCAAUGA
Molecule: messenger RNA, 1331 nt
Organism: Paramecium octaurelia
Lineage: Eukaryota; Ciliophora; Oligohymenophorea; Peniculida; Parameciidae
Source: the annotation of a GenBank genome assembly